Molecule: messenger RNA, 1814 nt
Organism: Hypanus sabinus (Atlantic stingray)
Lineage: Eukaryota; Metazoa; Chordata; Chondrichthyes; Myliobatiformes; Dasyatidae
Exons: 12
Coding region: 60-1409 (449 amino acids)
Molecular function (GO): GTPase activity; GTP binding
Source: RefSeq, a predicted model, not a curated record
GCGGCUAUCCGCUUUCCCGUUCAGGGCUGACUCAGGCUACGGUACUUCAAACCACUGCAAUGUUAGGAAGGCUGAGUCGGCGAUCGUGUUCAAACACUUUGGAAACCAUGAGUCUUUCCAUUAACGAGAAGAUCCUGCGGGAAUGUCACUUGCUGUACAUGGAUUCUGAGUGCGGUAUAGUGCGCAUCGCCAGCCAACUGGAUCUAGGUCUCUUAGCCCCAAGGAAGAAAAUCAUAGUAAUGCUGAUGGGAAACCAUUCGGCCGGCAAGAGUUCAUUCAUCAAUUGGUACAUUGAAGAACAUAUACAGAAAACGGGAGUUGCAACAGAAACACAAGGAUUCACUUUUAUUACCAGUGGUAAGAAAAGAGAAUCGCUCACGGGCAAAGCUACACUCCAUCUCUAUCCACAUUUCCAAAAGCUGGAACAGAUUAAGGGUUUAGAAGAAUACCUGUCUACAGAGGUCAGCACUUCCAAGCAGAAGAAGUUUAAUUUAGUGAUCUUUAUCGAUACCCCAGGACUUGUUGAUGGAGACAUGACUUAUGACUUCGAUGUUGACAAAGCGCUUAUCCAACUGGGUGAACAGGCCGACUUAAUCUUUGUCUUCUUUGACCCAAUGGGUCAAGCCCUGUGUAAACGGACGCUGAACGUUGUGGAAAAGCUGAAUGAGAAUCAAGGUGAUAAGAUAAAGUUUUACCUCAGCAAAGCGGAUGAAGCUGGUCCUGAGACUGAUAGACAGAGAGUGAUGAUGCAAAUCGUACAAGAACUGUGCAAAAGACCGGGACUGAGCAAGUGCGGCUUUGAUAUGCCAACCAUUUACAUCCCAGAUCCAGACACACCAUCGCGUUGCGUGAAUCAGAUUCAGGAGGUAUGCGCAACCAUAGAAAAAACAAUAAACCGAACUGUUCAAAACACGCUGAACCAGCUUGAGAAAGACUGCGGACUCGUCAUUCAGGCAGCCCAGCAGCAACUAAAGAAGAACAGCGAACACAAAUCAAAGAACAGGGAUGUCUGGAUUAAGCGUGCAUUCUUCAGUUCUUUGGCAUUCCUGGUUCCACUAUCACUGUUGACAAGUUUCAUAAUUUCCAACAUAUCAAGAGAAUUUCUUGUCGAUUUCAUUGGAGAGGAAGUAGCCAAAAGUUUGCUGAUCUGGGCGUGGAUUGUAUCUACUACAUGGAACUGGCUAACUGGAGGCAGCUGUGUCUUGGCUGUAAUUGUUCUGAUUGGAUUCAUAAUCAUUUCGAUGCUUCUUUCAAAAUGUUAUUCCAGCACCAAACCUACUCUAUCAAGGAAGGAGCGAAAUAGACUGCAGGCGAACCUUGACUAUGUCCAGUCUGUCAUUGUUGAGAAAAAGGUGCAACUCCAAGAGAUGUAUCUCUCCCAAUGUGUGACUGAGCAGGAUUUAAGCUAAAGCUGGCCAAAAUAGUGAAACUUGGGAAAGUACUUUACUUGAGAAAAUAGCGAAGAUGCUUCUAUCUAUUUUGCUCGUAAUUCAUGGCACUUCUUGCUGAGCUGAAUGAUCAACUGGAAUUAAACAGCCCAGUUAAUUGUUGCAGACUUUAAUGACCGUAGGAUCACUGCCUUUCCAAUUAUCCGCCCCUCUUAUCCCAAAUAAUUCCCACUCCCACCAUUUCUUUUGACCACGACACAUGUUUUCUAAAUAUUUUGUCGGCACUUAAAGAUCAUUUGAAGUGCUUCCCGUAACGGUCCAGAUAUGCAGGCAUUUACUCCUUUUCAGUGCAUACAGGAGUACUGGUUUUAAUUAUUUAUGAAAGCAGCCAUAAAGUAUCUUCAUUUAUAAACUGCCUGUAUCUCA